AGCAAGAAGUGUGAAGGCUUGUUUGCCUGGAAGCACUUCUUUGAAAUUGCUUCUUUAAAGGAGGGACACGUAUCCCCAAGCCUUGUUUCCUUCACCAGUUCAUUCAGUCCACAUCCCUCUGCAGGUGAACCCCCAAAGGGCGGCCUGCCUGCUGUUCACAAAGCUCAUGAGCAAAUGGCGUUUGACUCCUGCACCCAAAAUGAACCUCUUCUUAUGUACAAAAUGUCUUUAGAAAGAGCUCUGGCCAUGUGCAGACUGUUACAAGCUGGACAUCUGCACCCUUGUGAACUGAGGCUUGUCUGAUGUAAACAAUUCACAUUUCAGAAGCAAAGAGCUUUAUUUAUGACCAGAAAGACUGCCCUUGCCCUCCCCUGUCAAGAGUGUUGAAAGCAAUUCAGGAAUGAACUUCGCCUUUUGGCCAGUGUUUGCUAGGGAGGGUGAACAUAUAUAUUUUGUUUCUUUUUUCCUUCCAUAACUAUGCAGAUACUGUUCUGUUUUGACAAUGGAACAGAAAUACUCAAACACAAAGAGGAGUUGGCCAUUUUACUUUAUAGUACAACUUUACACAGUUGCAAAAUGCAGGGGUAUUUCAGUACGAAAAGAAGAAACAUAUUUGUGGCUUUGGGACGCAGAAUUUGGCAAAUUCAGAUGGAGCAGUGACAUUUUUUGUCUUAGUUUGAGGCAGAAGGCCCAAACCAGCAGAGGAAAGCAGACUCAACUAGCCAUCUACAGACCCUGCACAGAGGCUGCCAGCCAUCUCCUUUAAAGAGAUCCUGUGUCCCUGUGUGUCAUAAAUAUCUGCUGACAGAAAAGUAGUGGCAGAGACUGAAACCUGCAGUGACAUUUUUCCAGGAGGGCAGGAUUAGGCUGAAUUAGCUGCUGGGUUUGGUCCAGGCACCAGACACAGGAUCUCCAUAUGUGGGAACUGGUGUUCAGGAGCACUCCAGUAUAGAGAAGUGGGAUUAAUAAUUUAGUGGUGGGCAGAGGAGCCUAGGCUGGCCUGUGACAAUUUGUCAGAGUAAGUUCACGGUGCAGUCAGUCUUUAAAAUCCAGUUUUUGGUGUCCUGAGUUGGAGCUGCUCCAUUCAUUAUUAAGUCCUGGCUUGCAACUGGCUUCCUGCAUUGCAGAGGCCACAAGGUGCCUCAGUGUCUCACCCCACCCUCAGUUUUAUGGUUAACAAGAAUGUCCUUUGGAGCACAAGAGACAUUUUUGGCACGUAGACUUCAGGAACAACAAGUCUAUCACUUCCUCUGCUGGAUUGUUGCAAGGGAUACAUGAUUUUAUGUACAUAUUUGUAUGUACAUAACAUAUAAAAAUACAUACACACCUCUCACUUCAGUAGACCUACAUCCUUCAAGUUAGCAGCUUUAGGCCCUAUUGCUGUUAGGUCAGGCAUGGAGCACUCUUCCAUGCUGACACAUUUUGAAUCACUUUACUCAAAGUCUUGAUUUGACUUCGACUUUCUAAGACUUGACUUCUUAAGUUUUAGAAAGAGUAAGCAGUAAAGGCAAUAUCAAAGCUAAAGAAAACUUGAAAACAAUUGCAAUUCCUAUGAGAAACAAGAAAGGAAGAAGGAAAGGCAAGAUUAAAUUUUGACAAACAGAUACUGCAGCAUGAAGUGACAGAGAUGUGGGCACAGUCACGUACCUGGGAGGUGUGCUGGGGCAGAGGGAGGCGUUGGUAGGCGAGGACAGUCCAGGUGUGUUAGGCUGCUCAGCUGCCAGCCACAGCAUGUUAUGAACUGUGCCAGCCCCAUCUGUCGUGUGCCAACACUUGCUGUGUUCUCCUUCCCUGCAGAUGCCUUAUCUGCUCCUGAACCCGUCCAUGCCAGAGAUAAGGCCUCGAAUGUACCCGGUGUUUUUUGGAGAAAGCAUUGAGGUCAACCCUGAACCUGUGCAGGAAAUCAGGUGCAAUUCCGAGGUGAAGUACGACUCGGAGAAGCACUAUCGGGAUGACAUCUUCUAUGGCCCCAUCCCCACCGUCACCACCUACAGCGAGACCAUCAUCGCCGCUCCCAACUGCACCUGGCGGAACUACAAGUCCCAGCUGAUCUUCGAGCCCCGCCAGAAGCCGGUGAGGUUUCAGAGCACGACCAUCAUUUUCCCUAAACGUGCCAAGAACAUUUACCGGACCACCCUCAACUACAGCUUGGGUUGUGCCAAGCGCUGGUUUGCUUCCAGCGUGCAGCUGGAACUCUGCGAGGAAACCAACCCGUGCGUCAUGUACAGCGAGAGCCUCUGAUCCGCCCCGCCGCUGGCAACCGCGCGACCCCCGGGAGGCCGCGGCCUUCGCUCUGCCCGGGCCUUGCUCGGUGGCAACUGAAUAUUCAUGGCUGCAGAACAGCUCUGGGGUGAGGCUGAACUGGCUGGGAGGAGGCUUGAAGGGCACAGGAUGGUUUUGAUCAGUGAGAGGCUGGCUUGUACUUUGCGACGUUUCUGACAUUCGUGAUCUGGAUUUUAUUUUGGGGUUUGGUUUUGGUUUUUUUUCCCCGAGCAUAUCUAUUUUUGGCUUGAGUUUAGAUGAAAUCAAGAUGACAAAGGACCCUGUUACCCAUAGCAGAAUGAUGCCUUGUGAGCUCUGUAGGUCUCGUCUAGCACAUAGGUGAGAGUCACUGUAAGCUUCAGAGCUAUUUUGGUCCCUGCAAAGGGAAGACCAACUGCAGAGCCAGCGUCUGGUCAGCCCAGCCCACCCCAGGCCGGAUCUCUUUCAGAGCUGAAAUGCAGAGGAGGUGGUUAUUCGUACCAGUACAUCACAGCUUGCUCCAACAGCUCAUCUGAGUGAGAGCUGCCCUAUUACAGCACUGCAGUCACCCCACUUCCUGAAAGGAGUGGAGACUGUCAUCCCAAGAAAAAAAGGAUUUAAACAGGUUCCCCAGCUCUUGCAAGCAGCUGGAUGUUUGUAUACCAUAGCAAGGCACAGCACAGCCAGGAGAUGGGAGAAAGGCCUGCUCUGAUGCACAGACACAUCUUCUGUGAGCCCAGCCAGGAGUAAGUAGGGAGGCUAAGGAAAAUGAACAGCUGAAGGGCAAGUUUUUAAAAGUGACUGAGAGAUUCAGGAGCCCAGUGCCCUUUUAUCAAAAGUAUUGUCAGACCAAGUGUGCUAUGCUGUUCACUGCCUCUAACACCUUAUUUAAGGGAUCUGUGUGCACUAGCAGCCCUUCUGAGUUUCAGGGUGUGGCUGUAUUGAAGAGAGGAGUGUAGAGCAGGAAGAUGCUCUCUGGCUUUUUUGAAGCCAGGGCAGGGUUAACUCACCCUCUCAAUAAUUUCCAUAGUUGUGGCAUGGGCAGCUUUUCUGCCUGUAGAGGAGCAGCCAAACUUUCUCCGUGCAUAGCUUGAAGGAUUGAGGAGCCCAAAUCUCAUCCAGGUUUUCCUUAAUUAGCCAGGCUAUAGCACUAGAAACAGGUACUUUGCAAGCAGCUGAAUUGUCUGCAAAAGACAAAGAAACAGUGAGCAGGAGCCAGUGCAGCCAUCCUAAGGUAAAAUAUUCCUCACUCAUUAAUCCCAUCUCCUGGUAUAUCUUCACUUUGGUCUCUUGCUGAAAAUCUGCAAGAGUCUGGAUUCCCACAAACAUAUAACUUUUGAAAAUAGCAGGGAAUUGUCUCCAAAAAUCUUACCAAGAAUUUUUGCAUGCUGCUCAGACUUAGAAAUAACCACACAGCUCCGGAAAUUAAUUUCCAGCUUUCUCUCUUCUAAACUUUCCAUUUUGUUCCUGACUUGCUGUGAGUCUGAUGGAGUUAUUUCAGAACACAGCUGAGCAGCCAAGUCAGAAAGCCUAUUAACAAUGUCAACAAGACAUAGCUGAUUGCCCAGAACAGUUGACGCACAAACCCACUGAGAUUAAAAAAAAAAGUCUGAAAAACUUGAAAAAAUAAUAAAAUUAGUGACAUAUAAAGAUACUUUUUCCAUCAGUUUCAAAGAGCAGUUGGUAAAUGUGACCAGAACUGUGACCUUUAUGAAACAGAGUUCUAUUGUUUAAAAUGUAGCAGUUUUUCCACCAGAGGUAAAUAUAAAGUCUUUAAAUACAAACUUCAAUCCUGACAGCUGAGGCAUCAUUAGUGCUGAAAGAUGUGUUUUAUGGCAGUGCUGAACUCUGCCUCUCUACUGGGAGUUAGGACUUGGUAGGAAGAAACCUCUCAAAGGAUUUCCAAGGCUUCCACCUACUGUUGAAUUCUUUACAGCAACACAAACAAGGAUUAUAUUUGUUAUUGGUCAGAUUCUGCUGUCACUGUCUGUCAGCAUCAAAGCCUGGAAAAGCAGCAUGUGCCUCCAGAGGGAUUAUUAUGCCUGAAGCAACGCUUCUCCCCAGGGCUCCAGCAAACAGGAGAGCUGGCUUAGGCAGCAGGGAGUUGGCGUUUGGGUGAAAGUGGUCCCAGUGUGGUGAGGCUGGUGAUGGCACUUCUGUGCUAGUUCAUCUUGAGGUCUGUCCCGCUGGCCACAGGCUGCUGAGCGAGCCUUGGGAGCAGGGGAAAUACCCCUCUGCCUCCCUGGGCACAUGUGGAGGGCCCUGCAUCCCUGAGAUUCUGCCAAGGGGAAGGUUCCCAAGCUGACAGCAGUGUAAUCCAGGUCCAAAAGCAAGGCCAGUACUCACACCCAGGAGAUCUCUGCACAAUGACAGAGUGGACUGAUAGAGACAGGCUGACCUCAGAGCUGAGGGGAUGCCAGACUCUCCCUGUUCUGACCACACAUUGGGCUUUGCUCCUUUUAACAGCUGGAUUAUUCCCCUGCUUCAAGCACAGAGCUGCUGUUCUUGAUCAUGCUGGUCUUUGAGCAGGACAGGUUUUCCCUGGAAAAAUCCCUUUCAUCAUGACAAGCUGCAGGUUUCUGCCCACUCUGUCCACUGUUCUGUUUCCUAAAUAUCAGCUGCAACAGUAAGUUAAGCAAGCCAAAAAAACCUAGUGUGCAAAUACAAAUCCAGCAGAGAGACUGAGCCUCAACCUGGACUUUCACCACACAGGGAGAGGAGCUGCUGAGGCAAAGUCUCACAGGUGGAUGUGACCCUGGGAGGGUGCAGUGCAGGGCUGCAUCCUUGGCACUGGAGCAUCCCACACACCCAGCCCAGACCUCUUUGAAGCUUCAUGCUUUGUUUUCUCUGCAAAUACACUAGAAGUGACCUAACAUGCUCCUGUUCUUUUGAGUUUAAGCAGCUUUUCUGAUCUUGCCAUGUUAGGGGUAAAAAAAGGAGAUAGAAAGCAGCUUGGGUUUCUAGGCUGCUGAACACAUUUUGAGCUGUGUAGCCACGGUGGCUAUGGUUGGACUAUCACCCUGGAUCACAUCCAAACUGGGACAUUGCCAAGUGCCUGAGAUCUGGAGAAAUUUCUGAAAAAUCCCUUGUUAUAUGGUAUCUCCCAUGGGUGCACCACAAGCUGCUUUUCUUCUCAGCAAAAGCUGGAAAGUUGGAAAGGGACUUUGUUUUUCCUGAGGUCAAGGAAAGCACAGAGGGUCAAGUCUUCACCUUUGCCUGGGCACACAUCCCAACCUGCCUGCCCACUCUGUCCCUGCUGCUUCCAUCCCUGUGGCUUGUUGGGCUGGGAUAGGAAGGGGUAGAAAAGCCAAAAGCCAAAGUUCAUCUUACUCAUGACUGAGAAAAGCGAUGACUUUUUUUGGUUUGCUUAAACACCAGAAACUGAAUUGUGUUUUUGUGUUGCCAAUGAAGAAUCACUCUGGGCAGCCAAGAAGUGCCUUGUGCCAUACCUGUAGAGUGUUUGUACAUCCAAAAGGAACAAUUAGUCCCACUAGGGAGGUGCUUUUCUUUUAAAUGGAGCAUUGUUAAUCUCGCCCAACAGAUCUUUGUCCCUGUAUAUUUUCUCAAAGAUACAGAUGAUAAAUUUAGACCAUGGAAAAGUGAGUUUCCUUCAACAGCUGGGACUGUGGCUACACUAUUCUCCCCAGGAUCCUGAUGUGUAUGUUGCCCACAGCUCUGCAAGCCUGAUGGGUAAUGUCAGACACUGCCUUUAUCUUUCUUGAUGAGGUGAAGAUUGCUUUUUAUAAUAUGGAAAGUCCCUCUCUCAGAGGUGGGGGGGGUCUCUCUCCCCUUCAUCCCUAUGAUUCUCUUGCCCUGGAAUGCAACAGAGCAUGCUCAUGUCUGGUCUGCCUGCAUUGCUGUCAUUGCAUUUGGGGCCAAAAAGAUGAAACCCUAACCAAAUACUGAACUUUCAGAAGCUGUGGAAUACAUUGCACAAACUGCAGAGAACAACUUUGACCAAAAGUUUACUGCUUUAGUUUUUGCCUUUUUCUUUUUUUUUUUUUUUCCUUCCUAAGCCAGCUCUACUUUCCUCAAUGUGAAAUACAGACAGAUUUGCACCCUGGGUGCAAACUUUCUGAGACUGUUGAAAUGGUGUUUGGGUGUUGAAAGCAGUGUUUGAGUGAGCUGCUGGUCAGAGAAGUGAAUGCUAUUUACUAUUUAUGUUGAGUGUGUCUUAAAAAAAAUGGGAAAGGUCACCAGAAGGCUGAUGUGCAAAAAAGACUUUGUAGAGCAAACCGAAGACUAAAGACUGCGUGAGUCUGACGUAGAGGUGAAUGGUUCUGUGUGUGAACACUGUGAGCUAGGAUAUUUAGGCAUUGUGGUUUUAACCUGCCUCUUUUCCUAUAGCAGAAGGCAUCUUUGCCUUUUUUAGAGCUGAAACAAAAUCAGACCCAUCCUCCAUCACAGUCAUUCAGUCCUGCUGAAGUCUGUGAGCACCAGCAUUCCCCAGGCUCAUGAGGCACUUUCUGUGUGUAUCAAACAUGCACAGAGCUGUGCCUCUGUGGAGAUGGGGGAAUGCUUUAUAGGGCAUGAUGGAUCUUACUGUGGGAUAUUCAGAUUUUCACUGCCAGAUAAAGUCUGCUCCCUGAGGAUCACCUGAUCACUCACAAAUUGAUCUGUUCUGAACAUCUCCCCUAAAGCUCUAUAACCAUUAGAUUUUAUAAGUCUUGGGAGGCACUAAUUCUUUUUCAGAUACUGUAAUGGCCAUCAAAAUGAGCAAAGUAUCCUACCAUGUGAAUUGUGACCUGAGGAUGGGAUUGAAAGGUGUCUGAAGGUUAGAGAAGGAAGAAGAGAACUUAUAAGUGGUGGAAAUCCAUAAGGAUGUGUCAUAUUUUUAUUUUUGUAAGUUUGAUUCUCUAAGUGCUUGUAAAGUACUUUACUGUUGUAUAUGUGGUGAUGCAGUAGCUCACAAUAUCCUUUUAUUUUUGUAUAUUCCUUCCUCCACCAUAAUUCCUUUCUGUUCAACUCAUAGAGUAAUUUAAGAAGACAAAAUUUAUAUAUCAUAAUAAAAUGCUCAAACCCUCA
This is a messenger RNA of Cyanistes caeruleus (blue tit), 7266 nucleotides long. NCBI's taxonomy places the organism in Eukaryota, Metazoa, Chordata, Aves, Passeriformes, Paridae. The record is from RefSeq and is a predicted model, not a curated record.